AUGUCAAGGUUGACGCCUGCCAUCGUAAGCGUUUCGGUGAAUGGUUGGCCCAUAAUGGUUGCAAAUGACGCAAAAUACACGGAAACUCUAGGAUCACCGUUUAUAUCUUUCUACGAUAUUCUUAUGCUGAAAAAACAUUACGAAAAAUGUAACCUACAUCAAGUCACAUCUGCAAAAUGUGAGAUGGGUGGUUUCCCCUAUCCUCGAAAGUGCUCCAGAUGCAUAUGUCCAAGUGGCUACGGAGGUCGACUAUGUAACGAAAAGCCGUCUGGUGGUGGAUCUGUGCUUGAGGCAAAAAGCGAGUACAAAACACCUUCCGAUAAAGUUGGAGAUUUUAGAGUGGGACUGCGGCCGAGAGAAGAUAUGACAACUUGUAACUAUUGGAUUAAGGCUCCGGUUGGAUUAAGGAUUGAAGUGAAAAUCGCGGAUCUUUCACGCAGUCUUGCUGUGGAUGGAUGCACCUACUGGGGAGUGGAAAUCAAGACCCAUACCGAUCAACGCCUCACUGGCUACAGGUUCUGUUCUCCAGAGGAUAUUGGAGUUACAUUGGUGUCAAACUAUCACAUUGUUCCAAUAAUAACUUACUAUUUAAGCAACUCAGUUCAAAUUACAGUAUCGUAUCGAUUGUAUAUUGUAGCAUCUGAUAAUCCUGGUGCUAUUUCAAAGCCUCAGCCACAAGUUUCUACGUCAGACCUUUAUUGCAGGGACAAUCCCAAGUAA
Molecule: messenger RNA, 720 nt
Organism: Necator americanus (New World hookworm)
Lineage: Eukaryota; Metazoa; Nematoda; Chromadorea; Rhabditida; Ancylostomatidae
Exons: 7
Coding region: 1-720 (239 amino acids)
Biological process (GO): proteolysis
Molecular function (GO): metalloendopeptidase activity
Source: RefSeq, a predicted model, not a curated record